AUGCGCUGGUCGCUCUUGUCCCUCGUUGCUCUACUCGCCCUGCUCAUUGCGGACGUCACCGCACUCCCAAUGCCUCAAGAUGGCUCUUCGGAUCUGGUUCUGGAACGCCGGGCUGCCACUAAACCAAAGAAGGCGACGAAAGCCAAGCUGAGCGCGUUGAAGCUGUUGAGGGCGUCUACCUUCAAGAAGUCUAGCUCAACGUAUCGGAAUGCUGCGCUGAAGAGCAAGAAUCACAUGUUUUCAGUGGGUCGGAAGUCUGGGAGGAUUACUAAAACCAAGCCACCCAAGAAGAUGCCCAAGGGCUGGGAUGCUGGCGCAAACUAUGAAGCAUGCCGCUCAGAAGGCCGGGCACUCCAGAAUGUUGGUUCUGCUUCAGCUCUACUCGAUUAUGCUUUACAGCGUUCAUCACCUUCUAGCUCUCUCGCACCAGCAUUAAAGGCCAUUAAAGAUCGCAUCAACCAUCCAGAUAACAUGGCGUUCCUUGAUCCUGCGACUAACAAGGCUAAGGGGAAGGCGCACACCGCGGUGCAGUCAGGCAAAACGCCAGCAAACGACCGUAAUGUUGCGGACUAUCUUAAGCACACGUCGGAUGCAGGGAAAGCUACUGCAGCUGAUGUGGACCAGAUCUUGAAGACGCAUGGGAUUACGGGCAUUAAUGUUUCAAAGGAGCACAAGAAGGUGUUAAAGGCGCAUGGGGUGAAGAGACGCGAGUACAGUGAUGUGGAUCUGGAUUGA
Molecule: messenger RNA, 735 nt
Organism: Laccaria bicolor S238N-H82
Lineage: Eukaryota; Fungi; Basidiomycota; Agaricomycetes; Agaricales; Hydnangiaceae
Exons: 3
Coding region: 1-735 (244 amino acids)
Source: RefSeq, a predicted model, not a curated record